Molecule: messenger RNA, 3250 nt
Organism: Epinephelus fuscoguttatus (brown-marbled grouper)
Lineage: Eukaryota; Metazoa; Chordata; Actinopteri; Perciformes; Serranidae
Gene: pigp
Product: phosphatidylinositol glycan anchor biosynthesis, class P
Exons: 5
Coding region: 173-562 (129 amino acids)
Biological process (GO): GPI anchor biosynthetic process
Molecular function (GO): phosphatidylinositol N-acetylglucosaminyltransferase activity
Source: RefSeq, a predicted model, not a curated record
UGUGGGACAAGAUGCAGGCAUAGUAGUUGAUCGACGAUGCUUGACAGAUUCGGGGAAAGAUUUUUGCUUAGUGUUUGGUAGAAAUUUAGAAAUUUAACUUGUUAUAUGUUCACGUUUUGGAUAAGUACGUAGCGACUCACACGUCGAAUACAUCUUGGUAAAUAUUAAGAUCAUGGUGGUGAACAGUCCCUCUCCUCUACCUGAGAGAGCCAUCUAUGGGUUUGUCCUUUUCCUUGGCUCACAGUUUGGCUUCUUUCUGUAUUGCCUGUGGGCAUUUACACCUGAAGAGUGGCUUCAUUCAAUAGGGCUCACCUACUGGCCUCAAAAAUACUGGGCCCUUGCUGCACCUAUCUAUCUGCUGGUUGCACUGGUGAUCUGUUUUGUGUUGCUGUUCGGAGUGAACAUGAACAACACGGCUCCACUUGACUCCGUGGACAACAUCACAGAUGUGUACGCUCAAGGCCAGAGGACAACAGACUGCCGCAAGGGGGGAAUACCCAGACUGAAAGAUGUCUCCAUCAGCGAUGUCAACAAAAUGUUCUAUUUGUCGCUCAAGCAAUAACAAACUGAUUCCAGCCGGAGGCAGAGUAGAAGUGAGGCUGCCGGGGAUUUAUUAUUGUGUCAGUGUUUACCCUUUGUUUAUAAUAGAAGGACUCUGCUUUAUUUAUUUAUCCAGGAACAAAGGGGAAGAUGUACAGAAAGAACUGUUAAUAGAUAGAAUAGAAUAGUGCUGUGUGUUUGUUAGGCUGAAUAUGAUGUAACACAGUGUCAUCAGAGCAACUCUGGAUGGAACAAGGUAGCACAUGACUACAUUUAAUAAAUGUCAUACUUUUAUUACAUAUUUUUGUGCAAUAGUACACUUUUGAUAACAUCAUAAUCAUAUGAAAUAAGAUGGAUACUUUCAUGCAUCGCAUUAAAAUCACUUUCAGCAGCAUAUAUAAUUAAAUACACUAUAAAUAAGUAAGCAAUGUAUCUUACAUACAUGAAGAUCCUGUUCCCAUUUUUAAUUCAAGGGGAACAUUUUAACCUCAGUGUCCACUGCUAGAAACUUAGGAGUCGAGUUGCAUCAAAUCACAGGUGCUGGUGCAGUUUGGUGCCUGACCGAAAUGUCCUAGAUGAGAUUUUAUUACACAAUGCAUCCAUCUGAUUGGUCAAAGCAUGACUAGAUUUGCAACACAGAUCUACAAUCCAGGGCCCAAGUAUAGAGGUAAAUUCAUUUUACUUUUUAUUGUAGUGUACUAUAUGUUUCACUUUUAGUCUUAUAGAGAUGCUCUGAAUGUUUAAACAGAUAAGCAUGUGUUCUCUCAACAGCUCAGGGUUCCCUCUAGUGAUGAUGUGAAGAAUAUCAUCUCAUGUUAGAGAGAGGGGGGAAAAUGCAGUCUGUGGGACUUUGCCAGGGGGUUUCUGUAAAGUUUUCAGUUUGAUCAAAUUAUCAUGAUAUAAAAAACAUUUUUCAUUUAUUUACAAAAGGCUUCCCAGUUCACUGAAUCAUAUUUAAUGCCUUUAAUCAAAUAGCUCACGGAUUAUGUUCUAAUCUAAAGAAUCCACAACUGUUCUCUUUUUUUCAACAUAACUGAGAUAGAAGUGUAAAAAAGAAGAAGUCGGCCACAUCAAAUUAUUAAGACAUACAGUAUCUCACAUAAGUGAGUACACCCCUCCCAUUUUUGCAAAUAUUUCAUUAUAUCUUUUCAUGGGACAACACUAUAGAAAUGACACUUUGAUAUAACUUAAAGUAGUCAGUGUACAGCUUGUAUAGUAGUAUAGAUUUACCUUCCUCUGAAAAUUACUCAAAACACAGCCAUCAACAUCUAAACAGCUGGCAACAUAAGUGAGUACACCCCACAGUGAACAUGUCCAAAUUGUGCCUUAAAGUGUCAAUAUUUUGUGUGCCAGUCAUUAUUAUCUAGCACUGCCUUAACUCUUUUGGGCAUGGAAUUCACCAGAGCUCACAGGUUGCUUCAGGAAUCCUCUCCCACUCCUCCAUGAUGACAUCAUGGAGCAGAUGGAUGUGAAGACACCUUGUGCUCCUCCACCUUCAGCUUGAGGAUGCCCCACAGGUGCACAGGUGAGUUUAGGGCUGGAUACAUACUUGGCCAGUCCAUCACCUUCACCUUCAGCUUCCUCAGCAAGGCAGUUGUCAUCUUCUAGGUGUGUUUUGGGUCAUUAUCAUGUUGGAAAACUGCAUUGCGGCUCAGUUUCUGAAGAGGGGCGAUCAUGCUCUGCUUGGAAUUCAUGUUUCCCUAAAUGAACCGAGCUCCCCAGAGCCGGCAGCACUCAUGCAGCCCCAAACCAUGAUGCUGCCACCACUAUACUUGACUGUAGGCAAGGGACAGUUGUCUUGGUGCUCUGUCAGCAUGUGUGGCACCUUGGUGAAGAGCACCAAGACAACUGUCCCUUGCCAAAUGAAACAUUUGCAGAAAUGUGAGGGGUGUACUCACUUAUGUGAGAUACUGUACAUGAGGGGGUCACCAGUCUUGUAAGAGGUCCUUGACUAACUACUAGAGAAAAGACUGAGAACCUGAAGAUCCCUGUGCAACAAAAUAAUUAACAAACCAGGAAAAGACUGACUGGAGAGUCAUGGAAUAUAGUUUUUGCUAAAAUGUAGUGAUAUAGCAGGGCGGCCUCUAGCUCAGCGAGUAGAGUAUCCAACCUGCAGCUGUCUUGUGCGUGUCAUCCCCAUUCUCUCUCCCCCUCUCUUGUCCAUCUCCACCUGCACUGUAAUAAAGGCAAUAAAACACCCCAAAAAACUUUUAAAAAUGUGGUGGUACCAGGACAUUUUUGUGAUGGAAAAACUCACAUGUUUUACGAUUGGAACAAGGGAAGUUUAAAAACUGUUGGACAUCUUGGACUACAUACGUAUCCUCAACUACAUCUGACUUCAACUGGACAUGAUCAAUGGAAUUAACACAUUUGUCUAGCAGCAGGGGGCGCUUCUGGUUUACUAGAUUAUGUAUCAAGGUACAAAAAUUAAUUGAUUCAAAAAGUGUUACUUGUUAUUAUUGCUUUGUUUUAUCUUUAACUAUUUACCUAUUCUUUUAUUUUUAUAAAGGGGAUUUUUUUUUAAAUUUAUUUCAAUUAUUUAAUUUGUGUAUUUCCUCCUGCCAAGACUUUUUUUUCCCCAAAAACUUUUGUCAUGGGUUGAAAUAUGUGUAUUCAUACCACUGGGACUGUCUUUGAAGGCAGUUAUAUAAUAGUUAUAUAACAAACUGUUUAUCUGUAUUUGAAUAUUUUGUUACAUUACCUUCAAAAA